GUCUGUUUACGGCUCCUCGCGCAGGCCAGUUGACUGUUGAUGUCAGGUAGGUGGUUGAGAUUAAGAAGCGAUUGCGAAUUUGCUCUCGCGUUUGGUUUGGUAAUCACAGAUAGGGCGUGCUUAGGUGGUUUAAUUUAAUUUCCACUUGCGCCUCUUCAUGUUGCUGUCAUUUGCUCUUUAUACUCCCAUUUCUGAUUACGUUUCAGAUUCCAUACUCUCUCUGGGGUGCCGGAUUUCUCGGGUGUUCUUUUUCUCUCUUCUAAGACUUUUUGAAUGCUCUGAUGAUUUUGAUUAAUGGGCUGUGUUUGCUUUGAGCCAUUGAGAAUCUGAAAUUCCCCUACGAUUUGGAGAGAAAAAAAUGAACCAUUUUCCUGGGACUCCAGGGACUUUAUCUGGGCUUGUUCUCAGGAUUUCACAGUCCUUCUUUGCAAUUGGUUCGACUGCUUCUAUGGCAACUGCUUCUGGCUUCUUCAAUAUCACAGCUUUCUGCUAUCUGGUCGCUUCAAUGGGUUUGCAAAUAAUCUGGAGCUCUGGGCUUGCAUUCUUGGAUGCUUAUGCCUUGAUGAAGAAAAAGGCUGUCAACAGUCCUGUCCUGGUCAGCCUUGUUGCAGUUGGAGACUGGCUCUGUGCUCAAGUUUUGAUCCGUAAACAAACGUCAAGUCAUCCUUACCUUCCUCCGGCUUAUCACGAGCAGUCUGUUCAGGAUUCCAAAUUCAAUGGCGGAAAGUGAAAUGACAUCUUAAACCAAAUAUUUGUUUCCGUUGAACUUACUAGUGUUGUCUGUCUCAUGUUAGGGUUGUAUUCCCCUAAGAUAUAAAGAUUGCUAACAGCGGACAUUGCAUUAAGCCUUCUGCAGCCUUGCAUCUGGAUAGCUUUAAUCUGCAAGCUUCCUGGAACUGGAUUAAUGAGAUUCUUCGACAAUGAUUGGAAUUGUUUCCAGUGACAUACUGUACUAGAAAGAAACAGCCAUCAGUGAAAAUUAGCAGGGAAGCAUUUGAACAUGGAGGAUGCUUUGCUGACACAUGGAAAAACGAAAUGAAAGAAAUUUAAUCCGUCAAAGGAACUGCAGGACCAUUCCCCAUACGCUCUUCGUGAAGGAUCGUUGACAAACAAAUUAUAUAAAGAAGCAAUGUUAGAAUGCUACUUUCUCCUAAUUUUAAUUUAAUUUAAUUUGGCUCAUUGAA
Messenger RNA from Malania oleifera, 1184 nucleotides. Its product is annotated as CASP-like protein 5B3. Lineage: Eukaryota; Viridiplantae; Streptophyta; Magnoliopsida; Santalales; Ximeniaceae. The transcript is spliced from 3 exons. Gene Ontology annotation, cellular component: membrane. The record is from RefSeq and is a predicted model, not a curated record. The coding region runs from base 359 to 730 and encodes 123 amino acids.